Molecule: messenger RNA, 594 nt
Organism: Diaporthe amygdali
Lineage: Eukaryota; Fungi; Ascomycota; Sordariomycetes; Diaporthales; Diaporthaceae
Exons: 1
Coding region: 1-594 (197 amino acids)
Source: RefSeq, a predicted model, not a curated record
AUGGAACCUCCAGAAUCACCGAAACUGCAUGCUGGGCCGCAGGAUAACAGCCAGGCAAGAGCAGCCAGCCAUUCAUCUCAAAACUCGACGCCUUCGCUAAUGCAGCAGAAGUUUAUGGCUGCGGAUGUAGCCGAAGAAGAAUCAAAAGCAGAUUGGAACCGGCGCGCGGCUGCUAUCCAAGAGGGCAUAAAGGAGGAACGCGAGCGCAAGGAGUUAUACUUCUUCUAUGGCUCUCUUAUGGAUCCAACGCAGCUGCAACGUGUUCUCAACCUCAAGAACCGACCGAGGAGUCUGGUACCGGCCGAGAUCGUUGGGUAUCAUAUUCAGAUGUGGGGACCGUACCCAGCGCUGAUCGAUGGACCCCCCGGAAAUGUGGUUAAGGGCAUAGCAUAUGAGAUUGAGGGUGAAGAAGCUAAAAACAAGUUGGCUGAUUAUGAGACGGGCAAUUAUAAAGAGCACAGAUGCACUAUACGUCUCAAGGGAGGGGCUCAGGUAUCUGGCAUAACUUUCGAGUGGUCUGGAGAUAUGGAUGAUUUGAAAGACGCCAGCUUUGAUCUGAAAGACUGGCAAAUGACGCAUUUGUUGGAUGAAUAA